Messenger RNA from Stegastes partitus (bicolor damselfish), 711 nucleotides. It is a transcript of the gene vstm2a, whose product is annotated as V-set and transmembrane domain containing 2A. The record is from RefSeq and is a predicted model, not a curated record. Bases 1 to 711 code for a protein of 236 amino acids. Gene Ontology annotation, cellular component: membrane. NCBI's taxonomy places the organism in Eukaryota, Metazoa, Chordata, Actinopteri, Pomacentridae. The transcript has 5 exons.
AUGAUGUGGACCUCUCAUGAUACUGUUGGAUUUGUUUUCUUAGCCGGAUUUUGUGUUCAAUUCGGAUUCUCUUUUGAAGGUCGCUUCACGGAUCUGCCCUCCAACAUGACGGUAAAAGAGGGACAAAACAUAGAAAUGGCGUGCGCUUUCCAGAGCGGAACCGCGUCUGUGUAUUUGGAGAUCCAGUGGUGGUUCGUGAAGGCGCCGGAGCCCACUGACAGCGAGGAGGACGUCGAAGAUCAAGAGAUGGAGAUGAUACCAGAGCCUGAUCCUGAUGAUGAGGGGACAAAAAUAAGUACAGUGAAAGUCCAGGGCAACGACAUCUCACACAAGCUGCAGAUCUCCAGAGUCAGCAAGAGUGACGAAGGACUGUACGAGUGCCGGGUGACACGAGCUAACUACGGAGAGAUUGUGGAGUAUAAAGCUCAAGCCUGGCUGAAGGUCAACGCCACAGCCAGGCCUCGACGACCACUGCCGCCUCCCAAGAAGAGCUCCCCGCUGCACCUGACAGACAAGAAGCCGAGAAAGUCCAGCUCAUCACUGGGCCAGGACAACAUGAGCUCAGACCAGAGGGUGGCCUCCACCUCCACCUCUCACACAUCCUCCAAUACAGCUAAACACAACCCCGGCUCAGGUACAAGAAUAUCAUCCAGCUAUGGACUGGCUGUCCUCCUUCUGGCGUGUGGUGUGGUGAGGGAUGCCUUGUUAUAA